Messenger RNA from Aspergillus versicolor CBS 583.65, 1926 nucleotides. Its product is annotated as fungal specific transcription factor domain-containing protein. The transcript is spliced from 5 exons. Lineage: Eukaryota; Fungi; Ascomycota; Eurotiomycetes; Eurotiales; Aspergillaceae. Bases 1 to 1926 code for a protein of 641 amino acids. Gene Ontology annotation, cellular component: nucleus. The record is from RefSeq and is a predicted model, not a curated record. Gene Ontology annotation, biological process: DNA-templated transcription; regulation of DNA-templated transcription. Gene Ontology annotation, molecular function: DNA-binding transcription factor activity, RNA polymerase II-specific; DNA binding; zinc ion binding.
AUGCAGCAGGGCCGAAAGCGCCGGGUCACGACAUGUGUUCCUUGCCACACGCGUAAACAAAAAUGUAACCGCCAAUACCCUUGUCAUCACUGUACUCGGCGCCGGCGGCCCGAGGAGUGCGUCUACAAGCCUGCACCGCUGGACCGACUCUUACGUGCUAGGGUAGGAGACGAGACACGGAAUCAAACCUCAGAUCAUGCUCAAUCCAUCAAACAUCUGGCCGAUGUCUCGAAGAUAGACCAAUCUCCAAUGAUUCCAUAUGGGGGCGGUCCACGCCACCAGCACGCGGCGCUUGCCAAAUCGUUCGGCUAUUUUGAGGAUAGCAGCUCAAACACGAUGGCACUGCUGAAGAAUUGGGAUUUGCAUGACGAAGAUGGUGCGGAUAACGGCGCACCUCCGGACAUGGCCCAGAAGAUUAUGUAUGACCUUGAACGCAUGCCGCGUCGUGAUAUACUCGACUUUUUGAUUCAGUAUUUUGUCUCUGAAUUAAAUUGGAUGAAACAACUUGUCCAUGCACCCAGCUUCUUGAUACACUAUCAGCAAUGGUGGGCCAACCAUAGAGAAUUGACUGUCGGCAACGUCGAGUUUGCUGUUCUCAUCCUCCGAAUAUGUUCAUAUGCUACGCAAUUUCUCCCAUCGCCAACGUACCCCAACGAUAAUAUCAGUGAGCUACCAAUUGGUCAAGUUCACAACACGUGCGUUGAGAUUGGGAAUAGUCUCAGUGAAACAUGUCUCGCUCUCGACUGGAAGGGUGGCCUGGUCCGUGUUCAACACAUCUUAUUCGCAGCGCUAAACUCCUCCUGCGAAGGACGAACGGAUAUGUUUUGGGAGGGUAUUGCCUCUGCCUCUCGCGCAGCUCAGAAGGCUGGCGUACACACUGCCGCCGCUGAGCCUGGAAGUGGGCAAGAGUUCGACCGAGAAAUGCAACGAAGAACAUUCUGUAACCUUUAUCUUUUAGAUAGCCAUUUGUCCAGGCAACUUGACAGGGUCCCCUUCCUACCGGACGAUCUUGUAGCAGAUAUGCUGCCCCGAUUACUCCUCGUCCCCGAAACAAGCAUGGCCGACAUGGACAGCGACACCACGGCUCCAGAGCUAUUCACUGAACGCUUAAUGCAAGUUCAACUAGGCAGAUUCUGGCGAAAGCACCCUAAAAAGAAAACUAUCCCCUACGACCCAACCGAAGCUGAACAACGAUACGAGCAAUUCUGUACCGAAUACCUGCCGACGCUCCAUCCAGCCCUGAGCUUAAGCCCAAAUAAAAAAUGGGACACUCGGAUCCCAAAACUUUCCAUGCAACGCCAACUCCUUCACAUCACCUUAUUCGAUUCCAUAGCCUGGAACUUCCGCCCUCUCCUUCUUCUCAAUGAAAGCCAAAUCACACAGUUGCCACCCUACAAACAAGUCCUGCUCCAGUCUCAGAAGCAAAGGCUCGCACAAGCUGCCAUUGAAGAACUGGCGGCCGUCUCAAAUCUCCAUUCCAUGUUCGGCGGCGGCAAUACCCGCUUCGCUGCUAUCAUAUUCAACUCCUUCGAAGCCUCUGUAUUGUUAUUGACUCUCAUUUCACAGCCGGAUUUCCCGUUCGACCAGACUGGAGAAAGUCAUGACAUUCUCGGCCGGCAAGUGACGAUACUAACUCGCAAUAAAGCAAUGCAAGCGGUAGAGAAAGCCCUAAAUCGCCUGCAGUUGCUCUCUGGAGUAAGCGAUAUGGCAGCCGCUGGUGCGCGCGUCGUGUCCCAACUUUUCACCAAAGCAAGCAGACUCUCUGGGUCUGCGGCGCCUGCAAUGAUCCCUAGUCUAUCGAAUACAAGCGAAUUAUUUCCGGGCUCGUUUUCGGACUUGCUAGAGCUUGGGACUGUGGUCCGCCAUGAUGGGGAUUGGGGGGCUGAACGAAGUUUGGAUCCGAAUUUUGUGACUGGGUUGUUUUAG